AUGUGUGUACACAAUAAUGAAAAGGUGGAUAAUUAUUAAUCAUAAUAUAAUGAUCAACAGUAAACAUUAGAAAAGAAGAGUGAUGGCAGUAAUGCUUUGAAGAUUAAGAAUAGAGAAAGUGAAGAAAUGGAAUGUAAAAAUCAAUUUUAGAGUUAAGAUUGCAUUCCCUUAAUGUCUCUGAUAAAAGUAGUUUAUUUAACUCCAAAAUCCUUUAUUAUCAUAGAGUAAAUGACAGCAAUCGAAAUUCUCAAGGAAUUUAAAAUCAAAUUAGACUAUGAAUAACCAAUUCCUUUAAUUCAAUUGAUCGAGCAUGAAAUAAGACUACGUUUUCGACCAGAUUUAGCCAAGUAAACAAAAUGUGUCGGCGAUUUGAGUGAGCAAGUCAUUGUUGAUGUCAAAUCAACUGCAGAAAAUGAUUUUGAUAAGGAUAUAAAUGAGCAGACUAUUUGA
This is a messenger RNA of Paramecium tetraurelia, 450 nucleotides long. RefSeq lists its product as uncharacterized. The transcript has 2 exons. NCBI's taxonomy places the organism in Eukaryota, Ciliophora, Oligohymenophorea, Peniculida, Parameciidae. The record is from RefSeq and is a predicted model, not a curated record.